AUGUCGUCGCUUACAGCACUGAUUAAAGGCAAGGCAGGGACGAGUGGCAAGAUCCCGACACUCAAGCUACUGGCCAGUGGCAAGGCCAAGGAAAAGCACAAGAAACGUCCAGAAGCCAAACCAAAGGAAGAUGGAGUUGCUGACGAUUUCAUUGAAGACCAUAUGAUACUACGACUACCUCCUGAUCAAGCAAACAAGCUGAGAAGCACUCUGAGAAAGAGCGAGGCACCACUUGACUUGUCCUUUUUCUUCUAUGAUACAAGAAAAGCUGUCAUUACUUAUGGAAAGGAAAAGUUUCGUGGAAAAGUCGUCGACUUGCCAUGCAUCAUUGAAGCGCACAAAACUUAUGACAAUCGACAAUUCUACAAAAUAUCAGACAUUUGCCAGAUGCUGGUAGUCGAAGGACCCAUCCAAGCUCCAGAUGAUGCUACAAUAUUGCGACCAUUGGAACGAAUCAAGGAUUUCAGACAUGACCAUGGUCUGACUCCUCCUAUGCAUUGGGUUCGCAAGCGACGAUUCAGGCCAAGAAUGCCCAUAUCUGCUAUUGAAGAGGUUGAGAAACAAGUCAUCAGAUUGUUGGAAGAGGACUUGCUAUCUGAAGAGAUUGAAAUCGGCAAGUGUCAUAAAACCAAGCAAAACCAAAGCACACACGCUCUAAAUGAGGGUCUUUUCAUAGAAUUAAGGUUCAUAUCAGACCUCGAUCAAGUCCGCAAUGAUGAUGAUGAAGAAGAAGAAAUACAACCACUACAUCAAGACGAAGAAGAUUACGACAUGGAUUACGCUCAACAACCAGACAACAACAAUAGUUAUAACAAUAACUAUGCCGCAUCAUUCCUCCCACAACAAAUCCAAGGACCGUACCAUCAACAACAAUACAACAUCCCACAACCAGCAUCUUCACCAGUAAACUCGAAUCGUGAAUCAGACGAUGAAGAUGAAGAAGAUGACAUGUUUGAUGCUGCUUUUGAUGAAGCAUUUGAAGGUGGUGAUGAUGACGAUAAUGCAGAUAAUGGAAGUGUAACUGGCGGAGAUGGACGUAUACAUCGACCACAAAGUGAGACUGGGUCUGCUGGUGAUUUGGAACAAUACGAGGAAGUUGAGAUUCAAUUUGAUGAACGUGGAGAAAAUGGGAUGAGUGAUGAUGAGUUUGAGCAAGUUGGUGAUGAUGACGUCGAUGGGGAAGAACGAGAUCAGAUACGACGAGACAUUAUGGAUUUGCAGUCUCGUGUUGACCGACGUGAUCAGGAGAUUGCAAAGACAGCAAAUCCUAUAUUGUUGAAACGAUUGGAAGAUGAACGCAGGAGCAUGGCUGAUGAGCUUAAUGAAAAAAAAAUUGCACUUUCAAACAUAGAAUAA
Molecule: messenger RNA, 1356 nt
Organism: Synchytrium microbalum
Lineage: Eukaryota; Fungi; Chytridiomycota; Chytridiomycetes; Synchytriales; Synchytriaceae
Exons: 6
Coding region: 1-1356 (451 amino acids)
Biological process (GO): transcription initiation at RNA polymerase II promoter; RNA polymerase II preinitiation complex assembly
Cellular component (GO): transcription factor TFIID complex
Molecular function (GO): RNA polymerase II general transcription initiation factor activity
Source: RefSeq, a predicted model, not a curated record